AUGCUGAAAUGGUCGGGCGACUAUUCCCUUCCUCGUCUUCGCGCAAAGCUUGCAACCACGGGAGCGGGCACUGAACAGACAGAGCCAGACUACGCAGAGGUCUACCGCCCUGACCUGGGACAAAGCACGAUACUGCGAAAGGAAUCGCCGGAGUUUUUCGCAGCUGUGGCUGAGACUGGUGGCUUCGAGGCCUUUGCACGUAGUAGCGGGUGCAAUGUUCUCAAGAAGGCUUCACGCUCCCCCCUCGCCAAGACCGGCAGCUUUGCUGGGAGGACCACACUUGGCCAAUCUUUUGGCCAGACGACCUUCACAGAUCUUAACCAGACUUCAAUGACUCGGACGCGUUCAGUACCAACGUUGGGCUCCCGCUCGGUUGAGAAAUGGCCGGCCGCUGUGGAGCCGUUGCCCCCGACCUGGCAUGUGGCCUCAACCUCGAGCUUGCCUGGACUGGCAAAGUCAACCUCCAGGGGUUCGCUGCUCUCCAGAGCAAUUCCCACGCCUCCUGCAGCGGACGACGCAAAAGAGAAGCAGGUUGAAGCAGCCUGCAAAAAGCUGUGGACUGCAGUGCAUGGCAGCGAGAAGUAUAUCAAGGAUGAGAUCAAGAGACUGCACAAGGAAGAGCCUGGAGUCAGCAACCAGGCUUUCCUUGCCAAGUUAAACAAGGCUGAUGCGAAUUUCCCAUCCAUCAAGAAGGCCCUCAAGACGGGUGCCAAGAUUGAUUGGAAAAAUCCAGAGUGGGAUGGAGCGACUUUGCUUAUACGAGCAGCGCGCACUGGCUCUUUGGAGCUUGCGAAGUUCUGCCUGUCACAAGCAGCCAACAUCACUGAGAGAGACAACUCUGGCAGAGGGGUCUUGCACUGGACGGCAUUGUCUGGCAACAAUGAACUCAUGCAGUACUUUCUGACAGAAUAUCGGGAGCAACUCAAUGUUGCGCAAGAAGAUGGUGGUGGCGACAGCCCGCUUCAUCUUGGAGCAUACGCAGGUCAGCUUGGUGUUGUUCGGCUUCUAAUUCGAGCCGAUGCCAGAGAAACGCAAAAUGCUGGCGGAUUUACUCCAACGCAGCUGGCAGAGGCCAGGCGUAUGUGGCAUGUUGUGAGACACCUCCGAGAAAAUCAGAACGAUGAUGUUGUAAAGGAACGCUUGGGCCACAUUCUGAGAUAUAACAAGAGUGAAGAAGCCGAGGAGGAGGAUGUUCCCUUGCGAGAGCUGGUGUUCCGCCCAUGCAACAUUGAGAAAGCUGACCAGCUGAUUGCCCUGCAGGAUGAUUGA
Molecule: messenger RNA, 1269 nt
Organism: Symbiodinium pilosum
Lineage: Eukaryota; Dinophyceae; Suessiales; Symbiodiniaceae
Source: the annotation of a GenBank genome assembly